CUUUCACUCAUCGAUCGCUCUUUUUCAGCGCGAUUUUUCACUUCUGUCACAGGUUUAUAAUUUGUCGGACGAUUUCAGCGAGGCGCGUACUGGGGUUACGCGAGGGUAAAGCACUCAUCCACAUUCAGUGAGUGAAUGGAAAAGUAAAUGGGAUGAAAGCUCAAGUCAGUGAGCCAGCAGGUCGGACCGUCAAAGCGUCUUAACUGCUGCAGCUGGAAGGAGGAAGAGGAGAGCCCAUCCAGGAAUCCGCACGGAGCGUGGAAAGGACUGGUGCGUUUGAGAGAUUGGUGAACCACCUCAGUGAUCUUAUUAUCUAUACCUGUGCAUCAAUUAGCUAAUUUAUUUUCCUCAGUUUCAUGUAGUGUCAUACACAAUGGACAUAUUGACAGUCUGAAGAAAGCGUCACUAAACAUGCUGUUCAAUACGCGCAGAUCAACUCCGCAAAUGUCUGCUAUAAGGAUGGAUAGAGACCGAAAGUGUUGGCACAUAUGGGACAAAUCGAGUCUGGGCAGAAGGAGUGAUAUUAGGGCGAUGAUAAGGGAUGUGGAGAGGGGACAGCAAUGGACCGUGAUUUUUCUGGUGUCACUCGCUCUGCAGCCGCAGGUGGUGUGUGCAGUGGGCACAUUUGAGGUGCAGAUUCGACAGUGGCUGAACCCUCAGGGCUUUCUACAGAAUGGGCAGUGCUGUGACCCCCAGGCCAGCGGGGGGCAGCACUGUUCAUCAGGUGAUCAGUGUGACACAUUCUUCAAAGCCUGUCUGAAGGAGUACCAGGCCCGGGUCAUACCUACUGGCACUUGCACAUAUGGCACUGGCAGCACACCUGUCCUAGGUGGCAACUCCCACACCUUACAUCACCAUGGGAACGAGGGAACUGACAGCAGAAAUGGACAAAUUAAUAUCCCAUUUAAAUAUGCGUGGCCAAAAUCAUUUUCUCUGGUGAUUGAUGCUUUGGACCAUGACAAUGAAACAUCAGAGCCAGGUCGGGAUGAAUUAGUAGAACGAGUGUUGCUAUCCUCCAUGCUGAAUCCAGGGGAACAGUGGCAGCCCUUCCGCCACCACGGCCAUGCGUUCACUCUCGAAUACCGCCUGCGCUUUCGCUGUGAUACCAAUUACUAUGGCCCACUCUGCAACAAGCUCUGCCGUGCACGAGACGACUUUUUCGGCCAUUUCGACUGUGACCCUUCUGGUAGCAAGGUGUGUAAUGAGGGCUGGACUGGACCAGAGUGCAGACAAGCGGCGUGCAAGCAGGGAUGUCAUCUGGACCAUGGCUCAUGCCAUCUACCAGGAGAGUGCAAGUGUCAUUAUGGCUGGAAGGGGGAUCUGUGCGAUGAGUGUGAGACAUUUCCUGGGUGUGAUCAUGGCACUUGCACUGAACCCUGGAAGUGUGUAUGUGACACAAAUUGGGGCGGCCUGCUCUGUGACAAAGAUCUGAAUUAUUGUGGUACCCAUCAGCCCUGCAAGAACAGUGGUACUUGUACCAACACUGAACCAAAUGAGUACUUGUGUAUUUGCAAGGAGGGUUUCCGUGGCCGCAACUGUGACAUUGUGGAGCAUGCCUGUCUCUCCUCUCCAUGUGAGAAUGGUGGAACGUGUAAUGAAGACCCGACAGGAUUCAGCUGUGUAUGUGCACAGGGUUGGACAGGACCCACCUGUACUGCCGCAGUGUUAUUGUGUGACUCCAGUCCAUGUGGGCGUGGAGCUACGUGUAAAGAGACUCCACAAGGCUUCCUGUGUCUGUGUCCUCCAUUCUGGUCUGGCAGGACCUGCCAGCUUGACACUAAUGAGUGUGAGACUGGUGUAUGUGUCAAUGCCCAUUCCUGCCGUAAUCUAAUUGGAGGUUAUUUGUGUGACUGCCUUCCUAGCUGGUCGGGGCCAAACUGUGACAUCCGGAACAAUAGCUGCCAGGGCUUGUGUCUGAAUGGAGGACACUGUGAGGAUUCUCAGUGUGUGUGUUUGCCGGGUUUCUCUGGUAAACUCUGCCAGACAGUACUGAACGCCUGUAACAGCAACCCUUGUCUAAAUGGAGGGCAGUGCGUGGAACCUCAGGGAGGCAGAGGAGUGUUCUGUAGAUGCCCUCUGGGAUACACUAGCACCUAUUGUGAGAUGGCACUGGAUCUUUGCAAUCCCAACCCUUGCCCAAAGGAUGUGCCAUGUCGCAGUACGGAAGGAGGCAACAUGUGUGCUUGUCCUGAGGGCUUCCAUGGAAAUGAGUGCAUGAGCCUGAAUGAUCCAUGUCAUGAACCCCACUGCCAAGGAGCAGUGUCAGACUUUGGUGUAGGUGGGUUCAGUGUUUAUAUGGUGUUGGUGGGAAUAUUUUCCCUGCUUGUCGCAGGCGGCUGCUCUGUAUGUGCGCUAAUGCUCUCCCGUAUGCACCACCGUCAUCGUACCAAAGAGCAGCUGCGCAUUUCAGCACCUGAGGACAAUGCCAUUAAUAACCAGCGGCAGUUCUGCACUCUCAUCCAUAACUUGGACAACAGCGUGGCCCUACUGCCCCCUGCCCAGACAGUACCUGCCGUUUCCGUGCCAGAGCUCUGCAGUGAAGAGAUCGAGCUUACACUUCCCCCCUCACCUGCGCCCUCCAAAGCUCUAAAGCCAGCCCAUGGGCCCAAGUUGGACAUUUGUAAUCGUGAGCGAGAGAAACUGAACCGUUUCCACUAUGCAGACAACCAGGAAUUGGAGGUGUGACCACCCGAUUGCCACAGGGAGUUUCCUGGUUUUCGAGGAUAGUGCUCUAAUGCAGUUGAUGUGUCUUAAAGGUGCUGUAAGAGAUGUAAAUCAUUUCAGAACAUAUGAAUAAGACACAACCCCUUUUUCUAAAACCCACCCUCAAAAUAUACUGUUGUUUAAACCAUUGUAGUCAAAUGGAGUAAAAGAGCAGCGUCGUGUCAUCUGUCUUGCAGCAAGCAGCAGUUGCAAAUUUGCGUUCUCACACAACAAACUUGCAACUGCUUUUAAGAUGAAUAUGCCAUUUGACUUGAAUGAUUCACUCUAAGCACCAUGCUUUCAGCUUCCUGCUUCCCAUAAAUGGGCUGCCCUGUGAACAUGCAAAAUGACUGAAGGAAUAGUUCACCCCAAAAUUUGAAUUCUCUUGUCAUUUACCCUAUUGCCAUCCCAGAUAUGUAGAACAUUCUUUCUUCUGCUGAACACAAACAAAGAUUUUUUUAUGCUGCCUGUAUGUGCUAUUUUUGAGCUUCAAUGGUUUCGACCCUGUUGACUUGCAUUAAAUGGACCUACAGAGCUGAGAUAACUUUGUGUUCAGUAGAAGAAACAAAGUCAGCAUUCUGGCAUAAGGGUGAGUAAAGGAUGAGAGAAUUUAUAUUUUUUGCUGAACUAUUCCUUUAAAAGGCAGAAAGUGCCUCAAAGUCUUCUGAUUGGCUAAAAAAAGAAUCUGACUGUCUGGCCUGCUGUCAGAGCUGUUUUUGCUUUUUACAAAGCCUAGGACUAUUUCAGAGACUUUAUAUAUUUCAGGACACAUAAUUCAGUGAUAUCCGUUGAGUAAUGGAUAUAUUUUCUGUAUGCCAUUCCAAUUUUCUGUAUGCCAUUCUAUUACAGCACCUUUAAUCAUCCUCUGCUGUUGAACAUUACAUUACAUUAUAAAAUAAAGACCUGAGAAGAGAAGGAGAAGACCACUCCUCUACCAGCUGAAGGAACUGUACUGACCUUUACAAAUUAGUUAAAAAUACAGCAAGUGUUUUAAGGCCAGUGAUUCAGCGUCCUUGAAUCCUGCUUAUUUAAGUGUAUUUUAUUGUAUGUUUACACUUGUGCCCUUUAUUAGUACACGUUUGUCUGAUUGUAAGUGUGUGCCUGUUUUUGAGUGUGUACUGUAAGUGUGUAUGUAUGAUUGUGUUUGUGAAUGGUCCGCCAUACAUUUCCACAAAGACUUUUUGAUACUUAUAGGAACAUGAUAACAGUGUAUUUGUUCUCAUAACUGAAGGAAUUAUAGCACAGACAGAAAAUGUGCCACUUGACAUCCUUAUCCUAAUGAAUUCCUGUCAUGUUGGAGAUGUACAAGAUGUAUGAUUUUAUUUUUUAAACAACUGGAUGUAUAUAGUGCUGUUGUACAUAUAUUGUACAUAUCAAUUUUGCCAAUUUUUGUGCACUGGCUCCUUGCGAAAUGUCACCUUUUUAAUUCCCUGUUUUCAUGCUUUCCACUCAACUAUUUGACAGAAGAUUGAAUUGUAAUUGAAAUACAUUUAUCAACCAAUGCAUAAGUGUUUCUGUGCGGCUAUUGUUUUGGUAUUGUAGAAUAUUCUGUAUAUUCGGGUGUGUUCGGUGUCAGAACACUAUUGUACUGUGUACUUGCCAUUCCGUAAGCUUUGUAAACUGAAUAAAAGGAUAUUUGAUCACUGAGGUUCCUGCCCUUAAC
Messenger RNA from Xyrauchen texanus (razorback sucker), 4366 nucleotides. RefSeq names its product protein jagged-1b. The coding region runs from base 412 to 2685 and encodes 757 amino acids. The record is from RefSeq and is a predicted model, not a curated record. Lineage: Eukaryota; Metazoa; Chordata; Actinopteri; Cypriniformes; Catostomidae. Gene Ontology annotation, biological process: multicellular organism development; establishment or maintenance of epithelial cell apical/basal polarity; heterophilic cell-cell adhesion. The transcript is spliced from 14 exons. Gene Ontology annotation, molecular function: calcium ion binding. Gene Ontology annotation, cellular component: plasma membrane; protein-containing complex.